AUGGUAAAAGAUGGCCAUGAGGUGGAUUUCCUCUGUUAUUUCACUAUCCUGGAUAACCUUAAGGCAUGUGGCUUUAACAUUCUUGAUGGAGAUAAGUUAUAUUACCUUAAACCAAGAACUCCUAUUAGUGACUUGAAUGGGCUUGUACGUGUGAAUGAUGAUGAUGAUGUUUCAUCCAUGCUGUCCUCUUAUAAGAAACACAUGCUAUCUAUAUUUGAGAUAUACACAUUGUCAAGAAAACAUGAUAUUUUGCCAAAUGAAAGCAUGGGAGAAGAGAUUCCUCUGGACAGUGAUCCCCAUGAUCCAAUUUAA
Linum trigynum is the source of this 312-nucleotide messenger RNA. The record is from the annotation of a GenBank genome assembly. NCBI's taxonomy places the organism in Eukaryota, Viridiplantae, Streptophyta, Magnoliopsida, Malpighiales, Linaceae.